This is a messenger RNA of Oryza sativa Japonica Group (Japanese rice), 2605 nucleotides long. RefSeq lists its product as uncharacterized. Gene Ontology annotation, molecular function: FAD binding. NCBI's taxonomy places the organism in Eukaryota, Viridiplantae, Streptophyta, Magnoliopsida, Poales, Poaceae. The record is from RefSeq and is a predicted model, not a curated record.
CUGAAGAAACCGUCACGCACUGGCUAAAACCCACAUUAUCCUCAGGCGCAACCGCGCUCUCCGUUCUUCCUUCCACCCCAACUCGCCAUGGCGCUCGCCGCCGCCUCCGUCUCAGUUCUCCAUCUCCCGGCCAUCUCCCUCCCGCUCCCUUGCCUUCAGGGCUCAAACCCUAGCCGUCCCAGCCUCGGCUUGACCAAUGCCCUCCCGUGGCGCCGACGCGGUGGGCGCGGGGCGGGGGCGGUGGCGGGGGCGGUGCGCUGCGCGAAGCGCACGGGCAAGCGGCGGUACCCGUCGGAGAAGAAGCGGCUGGAUAGGCGACACAAGGAGCUGCUCCGGAAGGCCGCGCCAGAGGAGGGCUCGGCGGGGCGGGAGGCGGGUUACUGGCGGCUCUCCAAGCUCGCCGUCCCUGCCCGCGACGACCCCGGCAAGGACUUCGCUGGUGUCUCCCCGCCGCUCCUCCAAGCCAUCGCCAAAGCACUGAAAUUCCCGGUUUCUUCUAUGCUCCCUGAAGAGGCCUUCACCGUUAUUCGCAAGUCGUUUGAUGCACGGAAGAUUUUGAAAGAACCUCAAUUUGUUUAUACCGUUGAUGUGGCUGUUAAGAGACUUCUGGAUUUGGAGCCGAGAACGUGGGAUUUUAUUGCUAGAUUGGAACCAAAGCUUGGAACAAUAGAAUACAUGCCUGAUGAGAAAGUAGCAUCUGAUCUGGUCAGUAUGCUUAAUGUUUAUAAGCAAGGUUCUGAUGGUGAACUGGGAAUCAAUGAUACUGUCAAUAAUGGCUCUAUCUGUAGUCCGCGAAAGAAACCAAGGGUGGCAGUUGUAGGAAGUGGGCCAUCAGGCUUGUUUGCCUCCCUUGUUCUAGGUGAACUUGGUGCAGAAGUUACCUUAAUAGAGCGUGGUCAACCUGUUGAACAAAGGGGGCGUGAUAUUGGUGCCUUAGUAGUUAGACGAAUUCUCCAUUCAGAAAGCAACUUUUGCUUUGGAGAGGGUGGUGCAGGUACAUGGAGUGAUGGGAAACUUGUGACCAGGAUAGGAAGAAACACUGAUGGUGUUCAGGCUGUUAUGAAAACAUUUGUUCAAUUUGGAGGUCCUCCAAAUAUACUAGUUGAUGGGAAACCUCACUUGGGUACAGAUAAACUUGUUCCUCUGCUGCGGAACUUCAGGCAUCACUUAAAAGAGUUGGGUGUUAACAUAAUAUUUAAUACUAGAGUAGAUGAUCUUGUAGUGGAAGGUGGGCAAGUAAAAGGAGUUGUCGUGUCUGACUCAAGACUGCAGCUAGGUUCUCCCAACCAGACACUAUCAUUUGAUGCAGUUGUAUUGGCAGUUGGUCACUCAGCUCGUGACACAUACAGUAUGCUUCUGAGGCAUAAUGUAGAUAUGCACCCAAAGAGUUUUGCUGUUGGCUUAAGAAUCGAGCACCCCCAAGAACUGAUAAACGACAUUCAAUACUCUGAAUUGGCUGCUGAAGUACAUAAAGGGCGUGGGCGGAUACCUGUAGCAGAUUACAAGAUAGUGAAAUCUUUUGGUGAAGGAGAUGCAGAGCUACCAGAACAAAAUCGCAGUUGUUACUCAUUUUGCAUGUGUCCUGGUGGACAGGUUGUUCUAACUAGCACAAACCCAUCAGAAUUGUGCAUCAAUGGUAUGUCAUUCUCAAGGCGUGCAUCCAAGUGGGCAAACUCAGCUUUUGUGGCCACUGUGUCAUCUCAUGACUUUAGGCCAUUUGAAUCCCAUGGUUCUCUUGCAGGCGUUGAAUUCCAGAGAGAAUUUGAAAGAAGAGCAGCUACCAUGGGGGGAGGGAAUUUCGUUGUUCCUGCACAGUGUGUCACAGAUUUUCUCAGUAACAGAUUGUCAGUUACAACUCUCCCACCAUCAAGCUAUAGGCUGGGAGUUCGGCCAUCCAAACUCCAUGAGCUAUUCCCUUCGCACAUAACUGAAGUUCUACAACAAUCAAUAAUAAUGAUUGAGGAAGAGAUGCCAGGAUUUGUAUCUAGUGAGGCAUUACUUCAUGGUGUCGAGACAAGAACAAGCUCCCCAUUGCAAAUUUCACGAAAUACCGGUACAUAUGAGAGCACAUCACUGCAAGGGCUGUAUCCUAUUGGGGAAGGUGCUGGCUAUGCAGGGGGUAUAUUAAGUGCUUCUGUGGAUGGUAUGUAUUGUGGUUUUGCUUUAGCCAAACAGCUUUCUCUAUUCCAUGGCGAUAUAGAGUCAACUCUUGGCAAAGCACAAAACCAAAAAGGCUUCGUAAAAUAUUGAGUAUGGAUGCGUAAUUAGUUGAUUGUAGGUAUCAGAUAUUGAAAGAUAAAUUCACCGUGGUAGCAAAUUGCCUAGGAAAACUCCUUAUGUAGAGAAGUUGUAAUGAGUGCAGUCAUAGAAAAUAUUGAGCGAGUAUGUACUAUGUAAAUGACAUCAAAGGUGCUAUAGGAUAAUAGGAGUCUAUACCAUGUCGCUAUGUAAUAAACUAGUGAAAUUUCUAGGCUAGGAAUAACAAUAUAAUAAUUAACUUAGAGGACGGCAUUUUAAUCUUGUAGAUUAUUCAAUAAUGCUGCCCACAAAUUUUAUGUGAAUGUCUCGAGUGCUUCUUUACGAAUAAAUAUUUUUCUUGAUCUUC